ACUGAAAUGGCGUCGUUAUUUGAUGGUGCAGAACAGUUGUCGUGUGCGGUUGAUUUACUGGAAUAUAUCGUCGAAUUGGGCGGUGAUUCCAGCGAAUUGAGUGGCAAUUCGACUGGACUGAAUACGAGUUCGAGUGCACAGAAGAAUAAACGAGCCGCGUCGUCAUCAUCAUCAUCGACACCAAUAUUCAGUAAUUUAGUAUUCGAUCGAAGCAAGCAUUCCGUUCAAAAACUGAGACAUUAUCGUUUCACGUUGAUCGGAUGGAUUGCGAGAUUACUCUCUUCGCAACAACUUCUUGAUAAGGUACGUUUUUCGCUUUGCUUUCUUGUGUUUCAACUGUGGUUUGUAGAUAUUUUGUUUUGCGAGGAUUGA
Molecule: messenger RNA, 372 nt
Organism: Anisakis simplex (herring worm)
Lineage: Eukaryota; Metazoa; Nematoda; Chromadorea; Rhabditida; Anisakidae
Source: the annotation of a GenBank genome assembly